UGGGAUUCGUUCAGAAUGACAUCAUGGUUGGCACAGACAUAGUGGGCCGAAGGGCCCGAGUCCUGCGCUUUACUGUUUAAUGUUCCUGUAUGUUUAUUAUCCUUCAAAUCUACCAUCCAGACACAAGGGCCUUUUGUUAUUUAGCAACAUAUACUGUGGAUUUCACAUUCAAUUUUAAAUGAAUUAAUGUUAAAAGCUACUGUUGAUUGCUGGUUUAUUUUCCUAAAAGUAACACAGAUAUUUACCAAGCGGCUAUAAUUAAUGUUUGAACAGCUCCUUAAGACUGCUCCAGAUCAUUCUUUCUCACAAGCUCCUUCCUUGAAUCUUGCUGGCAGCAGUUGCGCGGCUCGGUUUAAGAGACAGGCCGAAGCCAUGGAGCUGUUAUUAGGAAAAAGGCAGACGUGUGCGGCUGCUUCAGUCUUGCUGCAAUUAUUACCUCAGGCAGAUGAAAAGUUCCUACAGCAGUCCAAAGUAGAUCUGUGAAUCUCUUGCUAGGUACCUGAAGCAAAUGCAAUCAUCUGGGUAAGGCAAUCCAAUUGAACCUAAUCCUGUCUAAGCCAAUGUCUACAUAAGGAAACUUAAAGUAGUUGCUAAAGAAAUUGCUGCAGUCAUCAUGGGGUCUACCAUGCAGCAGAUGCCAAACAGUUUCUGAGAAUGAAUCUGUAUUCUGCUACUUUGCAUCUCAUGCAAGUGCCCAGCAGACAAGCCAUCUCUGCCUCUUAUGAUCAAGAAAUGGCUCAAGACACUGGAUUCUGCAUAAGCUAUGGGUCCUGUAAAAGCUCAGUCAAUAGUACGGAAGACUCACCUGGCACAGAAGAAGAUUUGGCAAAGAACUAGUCAGAAUUGGAUCAGCCUUUCCAUGAAUCUAUUAUACUACAGUUCUGGCCAAACACAGAUUCCUUUCGGAAUUUCCUCAAACAUGUGGACUCCUCUUGGUCUGUUCCUUUACAUAUCCAUUUCCUCUUUGACUGUGAGCUCAACGUACAAUUUACAAAACAAUGGAAUUGAAGUGCUUAAGUCUCUUCACGUCAGUAGUGCGCAGGAAUGUAACCAAACUUGUAACAGCGUAGCAGAUCAAGAAUUCUGGAAUCCACGAGUCUCUAUGAAGGACCACACGGACCAAACUGAAAGUUGCUGGUGGAGCGAUGGCUUGGAGUGUAAUUGGGUUGUAAUUGAAGAAAAACAAAAUCUUUGCUUUUAUUUGCACUGUCUUGAUAUCCCAGUCUGUAAAAGAGUAACUGUGGAAGAUGCUAAAGCUCUGCAAAUAGGGCAAGGUUUGCCAAACAAGAUUUUUUUAAGUCGCAUACAAAGGGAUAGAACAAUUGAUAAAAAGAUUUCCAGAAAAAAUUCUACUAUUUUAAAGAAAUCAUCUCCAGUGUUGUCACAUCGUGCCAUUAGAGCUAUUGCCACCAGGAAUGCAAGCAAAGGCACAACUACAGUAUCACCCACUACGCCCAGUACAAUCACAACCACAACUACAGUAUCAUCAACCCUCUCCACCACAACCACAGCUAUGAUCACAGUAUCAUCAGCCCUCCCCACCACGACCACAGUCUCAUCAGUCCUCCCCACCGCAACCUCAGCCACGACCACAGCAUCAUCACCCCUCCCCACCAAAACCACAGCCACGACCACAGCAUCAUCACUCCUCCCCACCACAACCACAGCCACGACCACAACAUCAACAACCCUCCCCACCACAACCACAGCCAUGACCACAGUAUCAUCAGCCCUCCCCAACACAACCAUAGCAUCAUCAACCCUCCCCACCACAACCACAGCCACGACCACACUAUCGUCAGCCCUCCCCACCACAACCACAGCCACGACCACACUAUCGCCAGCCCUCCCCACCACAACCGCAGCCACAACUACAAUCUUUCAAGAAGUCACAAGUACAACCUCAGCUAUUCCAUCAGUAUCUAUUUCAGGUUUUCAAACACCUCCAACCAUGACAAUAAUACCCACUCCAAAUAAUUCAACAAUAAAUGUCAAUGAAUCAACUUCAUCAGCAAAUGAACAUACCACACAACUCUCCACUACUAAUUUAGCAGAAACUACUGAGCUACUAACAUCAACUGCUCAACGAACUGCAUCAACUUCAACAACUGUUCGUCAAACUACACUGGCAAAGGCAUUAUCUACAAAAGCCACGAAUAUUUCAAAUGCUUCUGUAACUUACACUCAAACUACAACAAACAAAAUGAACAGUUCAGCUCCUGUAACUAUGACCACAUCCACAAUGGCCAGAGGAGCAUCAAAAUCACCAGAGAAAGAAUCAAGAACUACACCUGCUUUCAAUGAUGGGAACUAUUACAUCUUUCCUUCAGUCCCUGCCGGAUCUCUAAUCAAACAUUUAGCUGAUACCAGUUCUUUAAUUGCCAUACUAAUAUUUGGGCUGCUGUUUUUCUUAGUGAGUAUAAUAUUGUUUGCUCAAAAAGCUUUUGAAAGCAAUAAAAGGAAAGACUAUGUUCAAGUGGACUAUUUAAUAAAUGGAAUGUAUGCAGACUCAGAUAUGUAAGAGAAAGAAAAAUGAAAAAUAUAGGAACUAUAAUACAGCUCCAUUACAGUAAUGGCAGCGUUUCUUCAUCAAACUAAGCACAUUGGGAGAAGGUGUGGUGUGGAUCAGCAGUAAGUCAAACAGAACUGUCUCAUUCUGGAACUUAUAGGGAGCUUUCAGAGGAUCAGUUGCCUGAGUAUUCAUUAUGAGUUUUGGAGUAUAACCAUGAUGAAACAAAGUACUAUGAUUCUAAUUUGGGUUAUCCUGAAGUUGAUUGUAGUCCUGUUUGUUAAUAUUGAUUUAAAUAUUUUUGGGGACUUCUAUCCUUGAUUAUGGUGAGAUUGCAACAAAACAAAAUGCUUCAACCACUAUCUCAUAUUAAAAAACAACGUAUUUGGUGUAUUUUUGAUUAAGUGGAAUUUUUGCAAUAAAAUAAGUUUUUAAUGAAAACAAUGCAGUAACCUAACACAACCUUCCAGCAAUACAGUGCAAAAAAGUGUUAUUGAGCAUUGAGCUAUAAUGUGCAAUUGUAAAGCACUGCUAUGGAGUUUUCUUGCCUUUAAUUUUAAUUUUUUUUCAAUGCUACAUCUCUGAAAUUUAUGUCUCUUCUCAGAGGUGCUUGUAUAAUUUUGAGAUUCUUAUGCUUCAAUUUAUCAUAUAACUAUUAAAAUAUCUCUUGUGCAUUAAUAGCUGAGAUACUAUUGUAUCUUGCUGCCAUGAAUACUUUGCUUAUCUGAAUUACUGUAUUAUCUUCAUGGAAGACCAAGUCUAAUGGACAUAAAAGUACAAAAUUUGCAUAAUUUUAUUUGUAAUAAUUUAGUGUAUGUCUUUUACAUGGUAUGUCUUAACAACAACUUGGCCAGAAUACAGCAAAGCCCAGCAACAAUAUAAUGACAUAUAAUGGCUCCCUCUUCCUCCGCUGCUCACUUGUGUUGUAAAGUGUGCUGGACACUGUACUGCUAAAGGAGUUAGCAGGCAUACAUAAGUAUACAGAGCAGAUAGAUCAUGAGAUGCUGACUUGAUGCCAUUGUUGCCACUUUGGAACUCCAUUAUCUAGCCUACCACUUUUAAUUGCCUUCCACACUUACUAACAUGAGGGACCCCACCUCCACCUCCCCUUCCUGCCCACUCAAUACCAUCACCAACACGAAUGCAGCAAUACAAUUGAAGAGACAUUACAUACAUGCUAGACACUGGAUUAAUUCUUCUGGCAGUUACAGUUCUACAUGUGUGUUUUAGGGGGUUUUCAAUAUUUAUUGAAAGUUUCAAUUAUAUGAACCAUAAGCUGUCGGAGCAGAAGUAGGCCAUUUGCCCCAUCGUUUCUGUUCCUCUAUUUAAUGUGAUCAUUGCUGAUCUGAUAAUCCUCAACUACAUUUUCCUGUCUUUUACCCAUAAUCUUUGAUUUCCUCCUUGAUUCAAAAUUUAUAUCAGCCUUGAAAUAUACUGAACAACCCAGCCUUGAUAGCCUUCUGUGAUAAAGAAUUCCACAGAUUUACUACUUCUGAGAGAAGAAAUUCCUCAUCUGUCUAAGAUGGAUGACCCUUACCCUGAGAUUAUGCCCCCUGGUCUCAGACUUUCUGACAAGGGAAACAACCUCUCUGCAUCUACCUUUCAAGCCCCCUAAGAAUCUUACACGUUUCAAAUAGGUUACCUCAUUCUUCUAAACUCCAAUGAGUACAAGCCCAACCAACUCAACCUUUCUUCAAAAUAAAAUCCCUCCAUAUCUUGAAUCAUCCUGAAGAACACACUGUAGACCACCUCCAAUUUCUUUGCUUAGAAAGGAGGCCCAAAACUCUUCAGAAUAUUACGGGUAUGGUCUGACUAGUGCCUUGUAUAGAUUUAGCAGGAGGCUCCUAUUUUUAUACUCUAUUACCUUUGAAAUAAGGGCCAACAUUCCAUUUGUUUUCCCUAUUAUCUACUGAACAUGUGUGCUCGCAUUUUGUGAUUCCUGCAUGAGGACCCCCAUAUGCCUCUGUGCUGCAAUUUUCUGCAGUCUUUCCCCAUUUAAAUAAUAUUCACCACUUCUAUUCUCCCUGCCAGUGCACUAACCUCACAUUUUCCCACAUUAUAUUGUUGUGAUUGGAACGUGGUCAGCCAUGUGGAUCUCAGGUGAGUUCCCUGAUUGGGGCUGUUAACCUGGUCUAAUCUGGGAGCCCUGGCUGACAGAUAAGAACAGGGGUGUCAGGGGUUCUGUUCAGCCUAGGAGCUGGCUCUGUGCUAGCUGGGUCAGUGUCAUAUACUAUGCACGUUUAAAUAAAGAAUGUCUUGGUAAUGG
This is a messenger RNA of Rhincodon typus (whale shark), 4775 nucleotides long. RefSeq names its product cell wall protein DAN4-like. NCBI's taxonomy places the organism in Eukaryota, Metazoa, Chordata, Chondrichthyes, Orectolobiformes, Rhincodontidae. The transcript is spliced from 9 exons. Gene Ontology annotation, cellular component: plasma membrane. The record is from RefSeq and is a predicted model, not a curated record. The coding region runs from base 764 to 2521 and encodes 585 amino acids.